Molecule: messenger RNA, 951 nt
Organism: Diversispora eburnea
Lineage: Eukaryota; Fungi; Glomeromycota; Glomeromycetes; Diversisporales; Diversisporaceae
Source: the annotation of a GenBank genome assembly
AUGUCUGAACCGGUAUCUUCCCCAAGAUAUGAAUUUAUUGAAACACCGAAAAGUAAUAACUUUGAUAUCAUUAUGGAAACUGGUAAAAUUGGUGUUAAAGUGAAUGAUGGAACUAAAAAAUCACAACGAAAUGCGAAACCGAAUCAAAAGAUCGUGCGUCUUAUUGAUGUUCCGUUCCCUCCAGAUUUAACUGAAGAGGAUCUAGUAAAACCUAGAAAUGAAAAUUGUGAUAAACUGAAAGUACCGAAUAAAUUCUUUAUAUACAGAAAAUGGUACACCAUGUGUUUGGAGAGAGAAGAACUGAAAAAUGAUCAAACGUCAAUUUCUCCUUAUAUUUCUGAACAAUGGAGAAAUGAACCUCAAAAAGUUAAGGAUCAUUAUGCUGACUUGUCUAUACGUGCGGGCAAAUUGUUCAAAGAAAGAUACGGAAAAGAAGGAUUUAAAACCAAUACUUCAAAAAAACCACGAAACAAAAACACCGAAGACACAAAUAAAAAUGAUAAAUCACGAAGAAAAAAAUUAACUGCAGUAAAACCUAAUAUUAAGAAAGAAAAUCUCGAUUCAACUGGCCUUUUACAAUUGGAAGAUAUGUGGCUUGGGCAACAACAUUUGCAACAACCUUUACUCCCAAUUAAUCAAUCUCUACAUUCAUUUGAUCAACAUCAAGAAUUGUCAGAUUCAUUUUCUGAAUCUUCAUCUCCUGGAUAUCAAACAUCAGAACAGUCGCUUGAUAUGGAGAUAGAUGAUUGUAUUACAAAUAUUAUGGAUCAUACAAAUAUUAUGGAUCAUACAAAUAUUAUGGAUCAUACAAAUAUUAUGGAUCAUACAAAUAUUAUGGAUCAUACAAAUAAUACGAACCUUGCGAAUAAUGACAUAUAUAAUUAUGAUCCAAAUAAUAAUAAUUAUUCCCCAGAAUUUUACAUCUGCGAUUUUGUUCGUGGACAACUAUAA